Gasterosteus aculeatus aculeatus (three-spined stickleback) is the source of this 3763-nucleotide messenger RNA. The record is from RefSeq and is a predicted model, not a curated record. Lineage: Eukaryota; Metazoa; Chordata; Actinopteri; Perciformes; Gasterosteidae.
GGGAAGUUGGUAAUCCGUGACAGCAUCCUAACCGUAAAGCAGACCGACACGAUCAACGCUAUGUUGGAAAACAAACAAAAUCCAACUGCCAAAAGUAGCAAAUGAAAAACUAAAUGGCACCAGUGUUGACUGUAAAGACUUUUAUUACCAGGAGCUCCGCAGGCCUCCAUGAGCAAAUGCACAUAGCAACCGUUGUCAUGACGACCCUCGUACACUUUCCUUCUGGAGCGACAGUUCAAGUAACUUGGACUCAGAAAUGGAAUCAACCCACAAAACAGACACAUUCAGAAGGAAAACACCCGGUUUGGAACCGUCCGGUGCAACACAGCUUCCAGUGAGCGCCAAUUGCCUGGCGUGCUCGAAAGAUGGCAGGUACCUGAGUCUGGGUCACUCCCGGGGCUUGUCCGUGUGGUGCGCAUCUUCCCUGACGUGUGCUGCAGAGUGGCAGCAGGACGGAAUGGAAAUUACGUCUAUUCAAAUGACGCGAACGGCUGAGCCAGCCUACCUACUGGGCACUGUUGAUGAUAUGGGUGUUGCCAGAGUCUUUGCAUAUCACUGUGGAGCUAUUCACCCCCUUAGUGUUCUUAACAUCAUGGAAAAUAUCAACAAAAGAAGCAUUUGCUUGACAUUUGAACUGUCUGAAGGUGGAAAUUACGGCGCCGCGUCAAUGAGUUGUAACGGUGCCGUUUGGCUCGAGAUUUAUCAGUUCCCUUCAGAAGCCUGGCUGAAAGAGACAGAGAUGGAACCGUCACAACAGCAGGACCAAAGCUCAUCUAGAGAUAUGGAUGUGAAAUGGUCUCCAGUUGCAGCUCUGAUUAAAAUCAAGCCACCCAAAAUCCCAGCAGCGACAGCAUUGGAUGGUUCACUUGAGGCGGUCAAGAUGACCAAUUUUUUCACCCACUGUUUGGCUCUGGAAGGAGAGAAGAGCAGCAGUCAUCAAUGGGACGGGCAGGGUUCUAACAGACAUGUGGGAAAAACAAAGGAGAAAUUUGGAAGACCAAGACGUUGCACCCAGCACUUCCUCCUGCCUUGUGGUCAGUUUCCUGGUGACAGUAAAGCCAAAUUGCAGUCAGCGGGAUUACCUGUUGCUGUCUGUGUGUGGUGGAGUGGCGGCCAUAAUCUUCUUCAGUAUAUGCUGCAGAAAGAAGCAAAGAACAAAACAGACGUGGAACCUACGCCAGAUGUUUUAUGGCCAAAUGCAAAGGAAAUCCUGUGCUCUGCUGUUAGUAGAUGCAGCCGUCACAUAGCUCUCGGGCUCGAUGGUGCUCUGGUGUGUGUGUGGGACAGGCAGUCUGGGUCUCCGUUGUCGAUUGUAGUAGUGUCAGCAACAGACAGUGACUUCUUCAGGAUGCAAUUUGUGGAUCACUGGCCUGAGCACGAUGAUGUUUGGCAGACUUUUAUCGCAGCAAAAGUCUGUCUUUUGUUGUUGUGUAAAAGUGGAGAAAUGUAUACAGUCACAGCAGGAGGAGGGACCCAAUGUUGCACAGUGAAGAUCUCCGAAAGGCCAAAAGACAGCGCGGACUUUCCAACUGUCACUGCUUCGGUCCCGUUCCUGCAGAGUUUGUCUCUCGUGGUGCAAAGAAAUGGAAAUAUGUUCCUUCACGAUGUCAUGAACAGAACCAAUGUUUGCUCCUUGAUUCUUCCCACAACUCAUCUGAUUGCUUCUCCCUGCAAUCCUGUUUAUGCUCUGAACCCCGAGCAGCAGACUCUUUUCAUACAAGCAGGUAACCAGGAAUCCAGCUAUAGUGCGUCAUCUGAAGGAGAACGCCAGAGUCAGCUUUUCAUCUUCCUUCUGGGGGAGCAGGAAAUUAUCAAGCGGUAUAUUGUUUCACUUCCAGACUCUCCACAACAACUAAACACACUCAGCUGUGUCACUCUUGAGGAAAAGUGCAAUCUCUACCUGCGGCAAAGAGCGCGGUCUGUGGAGGAAAGGAACAAAGCUUUAAGGCAGACAUGGAAGCAUCUACAGGAAACUGCAGGGAGGGCACGACACAGCAACAGCAACGCUGCAGCCAGCUGAAGAACAAAGACUUUUGCUCCGAGGUCCUAUUCAACAUUUGUUUGUGUACGUGUUUAUUUCAUGACGGUUAGAAGCUUGCCACCACCUUGACUUCCCUCUUCUCCAUAACUGAAUUCCUGCAAUUGAUAGAAUAUAGUUAGUGGUGAAUUUCUCUUGAAAUCUGCGAACAAAUUUAUGAGAAAAGUAAAUAAAUAAAUAUACAUAUUUUUUCAAUGAACCAUAGAUUUUAUAUGGCUUAGAGUAACGUUGAAUCCAGUAACUGAUAUUUAGCUGGCUGCUAUGAUGAAAUUUAUUUUUUUUCUCCGGGGCUUUGUGUUUUUGUUACAAAUUUAGAUAAAAAUCUAAAUCUGUUGUGUUUCCAAGGCGUCUCUCAAAUGUAUUAUAAAAGGAUGAAUCUAUUCAGUGUCAUUAUGACUGAGCAUUCCCUCAUGACACAAAUGCUUGUUGUUGCCUUUGGGGCCCAUGAAUGUUUCAUAGGCCAUGUUUAUAAUGUCAGCAGAGAACAUUGUGUAAUGUGAGGCAAUAACAAACGUAGAGGUGUGUUCAUGUGCAGUUGAGCCACGUCAUGCCACUUGAACAAUGUUUUAUUUAGUAGAAAUAAAACUGAAAAACCAUUUGAUUCAAUUACUUGACCCUUUUACGCUACUGAGAGGUUGGUCCAAUAUGUAGUUAAAUGGGAACGGAACGUAAUGAUUUUUCAUUGCUUUGGGACAAUUCAUACAUCAUGAUUUCCAUGUUGUACACAUAAUAAAAAUGGAGGUUGUGUGGCAUGUUUAGCUUGUAAACAUUGUCCGUACCACGGUUACAGCAAAUUAGUUGAGAGUAAUUUAGAAGAUCUAUCAGAGGCAUCAUAUUACUCCGCUAUAACCAACCAGCAACGACUAUUUCCUGAUUGGCUUUUUGUGUUGGUUUAGAUUGUCUGCAGAACAACACAACAACAAUGUCCAACAAUAUGUUGAUUUGAUGGAUCACGAGUACGACAUCUCUCCCAUUAUUGGCAUAGAAAUGUGUAUCUUGAUAAUUGCAUCCUUUGUGCUCCACCUAUCAGAUCAUACUGUGGUGUGUCUUUGUGAAGAGGAACUAGUACAACUGAUACAGAUUUUAAUAUGCACAUGAAAGCCUUAUUUGAAUUUCAAAAAUGUCUUUAGCGUUGAUGCCAGAGAGCCAAACAUCAUUUAGAGCCUAAUGAAAGAGCAGGUGCUGGAAUGAAAUACCCUGGCAUCCGUUGUUGGCAACAUCAGACAGUAAAAACAGGGCAGCCUCAUCAUAUUAAGCCCCUUGCGGAAGACAACCAGGCAGAGACUUUACUUUAAUGCCUGUCAAGGUUUGCUGUUGGUUUGCUGUUCUUAGAGCAUUGCUUGUGACGUUUGUGCAUCAUUAACAUUUUCUUUCCCUGUAACAUGCUAAAAGAAAUGCACCAUCUCUUUCAGCUUCAAUGCCUGUUUACGCACAUUCUACCAACAUCUCUAACUUGCAAGGACUACUGACUCUGGUCCCUGGUCACACCGGGAUCUGUGCUGUAAGAAAAACAGUUGAAAGCAACAAAAGAAUCGGAAUCAGAACCAUUUAUGGCCAAAUAAGUUGGACAUACAAAGAAUUUGUCAUCGCGGGUGGUGCAUACAUUGGACAAUAAGACAAAUUAACACAAUAUGAAUAAAUUGAAUGUACAUUACAAUAAGGAAGAAUAUUAAAUAUGAAAAGAAUGUACAAUAAAAAUAAAGUGCACAGGCUAACAGAUACUCU